UUCCAUGAAACCAUCCACAGCUUCGUAUUUUCCAAUGCUUCAUUGUUCACCCCUCUUCUCUCUAUAAAAACCCUCUCUCUCUGACUCUAGUUCUCAUGUGCUUACCUUCUUCCAAUACGUCCUCAAACCCUAGAUUUCUAUAGCCGACCUCGGACGGUAGCACGGAGUAAUCGCUUCGGAGAAUCUAGGUCGCAGACCACAACAUUAAAAAUACUGCAAAAUGGUUGAUAACCAUUCAACCUCUGAUUCUCCUGCUGAAAACCAAAACCCUAAUCCUGGUGGGAAUUUAGCUUCUGAGAGUGACAUCACAACUGAUGAACUAACCCGAAAGGUUCAAGAAUCUCUUUCUCUAGCAAAGACACACAAGUUUUGGGAAACUCAACCUGUUGGGCAGUUCAAGGAUAUUGGGGGAACGAGUUUGCCUGAAGGCCCAAUCGAACCUCCUACACCCUUGGCUGAAGUCAAACAAAAUGGGAAUUUAGCUUCUGAGAGUGACAUCACAAUUAAUGAACUAGCCCGAAAGGUUCAAGAAUCUCUUUCUCUAGCAAAGAAGCACAAGUUUUGGGAAACUCAACCUGUUGGGCAGUUCAAGGAUCUUGGGGACACAAGUUUGCCUGAAGGCCCAAUUGAACCUCCUACACCCUUGGCUGAAGUCAAACAAGAACCUUAUAAUCUUCCGAAUCUCUAUGAAUGGAUUACUUGUGACAUGGAUUCUGAAGAGAUGUGCACAGAGGUUUAUAACCUCCUUACCAACAACUAUGUCGAGGAUGAUGAGAACAUGUUCAGAUUUAACUAUUCAAAGGAGUUCCUUCAAUGGGCACUUCGCCCUCCGGGUUAUUUUAGGAGCUGGCACAUUGGAGUGUGUGUCAAAAGUUCAAAAAAGUUGGUUGCUUUUAUUACUGGGGUUCCUGCAAAAAUCCGGGUCCGGGGUACUGUUGUUAUCAUGGCAGAGAUUAAUUUCCUGUGUGUUCAUAAGAAGCUUAGAUCAAAAAGACUUGCCCCCGUUAUGAUUAAAGAGGUAACUAGGAGGGUUCACUUGGAAAAUAUCUGGCAAGCAGCGUAUACUGCUGGGGUGAUUCUUCCGACACCCAUGUCAACCUGCCAAUAUUGGCAUAGAUCUUUAAAUCCGAAGAAGCUUAUAGAUGUAGGGUUUUCAAGGCUUGGUGCGAGGAUGACGAUGAGCCGAACAAUAAAGCUGUACAAGUUACCAGACUCAACAGUCACUCCUGGGUUUAGAAAGAUGGAGCCCCACGAUGUUCCUGCAGUUACACGUCUGCUUAAAAAUUACUUGGGUCAGUUUAUCGUUGCACCUGACUUUGAUGAAGAUGAUGUGCGGCACUGGCUUCUUCCAAAGGAGAAUGUCGUGGACAGUUACCUGGUUGAAAGUCCUGAGACUCAUGAGAUCACCGAUUACUGCAGUUUUUACACACUUCCCUCAUCUAUCCUUGGCCACCAGAAUUACUCGACUUUGAAGGCUGCUUAUUCUUACUAUAAUGUUUCUACAAAGACUCCAUUGCUUCAGCUGAUGAAUGAUGCUCUCAUCGUGGCAAAACGGAAUGAUUAUGAUGUCUUCAAUGCAUUAGAUGUUAUGCAAAAUGAAUCUUUCUUGAAAGAACUGAAAUUUGGACCAGGUGAUGGGAAACUCCACUAUUAUCUCUACAACUAUCGGAUAAACCAUGUUUUGAGACCAUCAGAGCUUGGGCUUGUGCUCUUAUAGUUUGAGCUCUGAAAUCCAAUUAUUGUCACCAGUAGAAGCAAAAAGGUCAAGUAUGCUGAUUGUUUAGUUUCAAGGUAAAGUCUGAUACCCUGUUAUACGUUAUUGGCAAUCUAUGUUAGAUUUUUUAUUUUACUGUUUCUUCUAAAGAUAAAUUUUGAGAACUUCUCUGAGUCUCGUGGGCAGUUAUUUAAUAUUGAGCUUGUCAGUAUUGUUAGAACUGAGAGAAUUUUGUAUCUCAAACAAUUAUUUCAUUAUCUGUUUUCUGCUGGUUUAACAUCUCAUUUGCUGGUCACCAUACUUGACCAAUUCCCCAUGCAGUAGUUAUGAUAUAUUUCUUUUGGUCGGACAA
Cornus florida is the source of this 2066-nucleotide messenger RNA. Its product is annotated as glycylpeptide N-tetradecanoyltransferase 1-like. Gene Ontology annotation, molecular function: glycylpeptide N-tetradecanoyltransferase activity. Gene Ontology annotation, cellular component: cytoplasm. Lineage: Eukaryota; Viridiplantae; Streptophyta; Magnoliopsida; Cornales; Cornaceae. The coding region runs from base 221 to 1717 and encodes 498 amino acids. The transcript is spliced from 2 exons. The record is from RefSeq and is a predicted model, not a curated record. Gene Ontology annotation, biological process: N-terminal peptidyl-glycine N-myristoylation.